AUGUCUAGCGGAGAGGUGCUGAAGGCGGACAAGGACUUCACCAAGGAUGUCGAUGCGGCGAUUCCAGAAGCCGAGAAGCUCGGAUCUGUCAACGCACAAGGCGCCAUCGACAAGCUGCUUCCUCUCGAGAAGCAGACCCGCCAGGCCUCCGAUCUCGCCUCGACGUCCCGAAUCCUCGUCGCCAUCGUCACAAUAGCCAAGCGCGCAAAUGACUGGAAUCUGUUGAACGAGCAGGUCCUACUCCUUUCCAAGAAGCAUGGCCAGCUCAAGCAGGCCACCACCAAAAUGGUGCAGACCGUCAUGGAAUUUCUGGGCGACAUCAAGAACCUCGAUACAAAGCUCUCCGUGAUUGAGACGCUCCGCACAGUGACCGAGGGCAAGAUCUUCGUCGAAGUCGAGCGCGCUCGCGUGACCCGGAUACUGUCGGACAUCAAGAAGGAGCAAGGCGACAUCAAUGCGGCGGCAGAUAUUCUCUGUGAGCUGCAGGUCGAGACGUUCGGUUCCAUGACGCGACGCGAGAAGACCGAGUUCAUCCUACAGCAGGUGUCGCUGUGCAUAGAGAAGGGCGACUGGACACAGGCCGGCAUUCUGAGCAGGAAGAUUGGCACAAAGUACUUCCAGCGGAGGCCCAAGAAGUCGCCCGAGCAGCUCGAGAAGGACCAGAAGGAGCGGGAAGAGAAGGAGAAGAACCGCAGCGUCGACGAUCCCCCAGUGGAGCCCGAGGACGACGUUACCGACCUGAAGCUCAAGUACUACGAACAGCAAAUCACCCUGGCCAAGCACGAUGACAAGUACCUCGACGUAUGCAAGCACUACCGACAGGUGCUGGACACAGAGGCGGUUGAGGAGGAUCCGAAGAAGCUUCAAGCGAUCCUCCAGCGCGUCAUCUACUUCAUAAUCCUCGCGCCAUACGACAACGAGCAGUCGGACCUUAUCCACCGCAUCCAGCGAGACACGCGCAAUUCGCGCAUCCCACAAGACGCGCAGCUCGUGAAGCUGUUCACAGUGCCAGAGCUGAUGAGGUGGCCCAUGGUUUCAAAGCAGUUUGGCCCUCACUUGACCGAGACGGACGUGUUUGAUGCAGAGAAGGACGACUCGGACGACGCCAAGGCAUUCACGAGGUGGCAGGAUCUGCGAAAGCGUGUUAUUGAACACAACGUUCGCGUCGUCGCCAAGUACUACACACGCAUCCAGAUUCCGCGAUUGACAGAACUUCUGGAUCUGACCGAGGACGAGACGGAGAAGUACAUCAGCGAGUUGGUGACGGGUAAAACUAUCUUCGCCAAGAUCGACCGACCGGCGCGUGUCGUUACCUUUUCCAAGCCCAGAGAUGCUGACGACGUGCUCAACGAAUGGAGUGGGAACAUGAAGAGCCUGCUAGGCUUGCUCGAGCGGAUCGACCACCUCAUCACCAAGGAGGAGAUGAUGGCCCGCAUCCAGCCAACAAAGGUUGACAAGAGCAAGGUGGCCAAGGGCAAGGCGAAAUGA
This is a messenger RNA of Dothidotthia symphoricarpi CBS 119687, 1488 nucleotides long. RefSeq lists its product as uncharacterized. The coding region runs from base 1 to 1488 and encodes 495 amino acids. Gene Ontology annotation, cellular component: proteasome regulatory particle, lid subcomplex; cytoplasm; nuclear proteasome complex. The record is from RefSeq and is a predicted model, not a curated record. NCBI's taxonomy places the organism in Eukaryota, Fungi, Ascomycota, Dothideomycetes, Pleosporales, Dothidotthiaceae. The transcript has 5 exons.